This is a messenger RNA of Ornithodoros turicata, 2624 nucleotides long. RefSeq lists its product as uncharacterized. The transcript has 10 exons. Gene Ontology annotation, molecular function: DNA binding. Gene Ontology annotation, biological process: negative regulation of DNA-templated transcription. The coding region runs from base 108 to 1109 and encodes 333 amino acids. The record is from RefSeq and is a predicted model, not a curated record. Lineage: Eukaryota; Metazoa; Arthropoda; Arachnida; Ixodida; Argasidae.
CGGGCAUGGCGGGUUGCUAGGUGCUGUCGUAUGUCGUAUGACGCGUCGUGUGCGAGUUUGUGAAACGUGAGGAACGCUUCAAGCGAAAGCCGAACUACGCCAUAUCCAUGUAUGCGCUCGUUCGUUAUAUAGACGAUAUAGUUAGUCGGUUCUACACGAUUCCUGUUGCACACAUCAAGGACUUUGAGCCUACCAACACGUCGGACUCCGACAAAAAGAAGGUGUAUUCUGCUUUUUGGGAACACGAGGAGUCUGCCGGGUACUACAAGGCGCAGAUAUAUAUGCUGGGAGAAACUGAGAGGGAAAUAGUGGAAAAACGGCAGAAGAAACGUAUGGCUAAGCCACGACUUGAUAACGAAUAUGAAAUUGGGGACCCACCCAUUGCAAAGAAGCAGAAAAAUGAUGGCCAGCGUGUGCGGAAAAACAGGGCUGCUGCUCAGCAGGACACGUGGCAGGACAUUCUCCGGGAACAUGUGCCGGAGUCAAAGAAAAGAAAGGCUCGGAUACAUGAAUCCGAUAUAGACUCGGUGAGCAGCAGUGACUGUUUGGUAGCAGCUGACGAAGUCAAGAAAGCGGAAGCUGAAGCAACAUUUUGGCGACGUCGCUAUGAAGCAGCAGAAAAGAAGUCCCAGCUCUUGGAAACUAAAGUCAGCAACCUUGAAGAAUGCCUGCAUUCGAAGAUGCUAUUAAUGGAACCAGCCAUAGAAAGAUUCCUGCAAGCUGCAUCCCGUUUGCCUGAGACCACAACUGCAUCAUCAUCUUCAAUGGCCUUGGACAUUGCGGAUGAUGGUUCUACCCACACGUCUUCCGUAUCAGAGGCGUCCCUCUCGCAGGCCAGCAGCCCAUGUUAUGUUUCAAAUGCACCAUUGCCAGUUACGGGACCUAGCAAGCUUCCACCACCUUUCACACAAGUGGGUGGCCAGGUCCACUUGACUUCGGGCGUAUUGGUAACGUCACAGAGCAAGAAAGAUCUUCGGGAACAAAAAAGCCACCAUUGUGGUCAAAGAUGGUGCGGAGGCAAUUUGGGGCACGCCGUCUUUGGCACUCCGGACACCCACAGGGAAGAGCACCAAUGGAGACAAGAUGAAGCUGACUCCUCAAAAAGUUGACGUUGUCAGAGCAACACUCCAUGAAUGGGGGAAAAGACGCAGCGUUUGCAUCACAGACAUUGAAGACAAGCUAAACGCCGUGUUGUCAUCGAAGUGCCAGGACGCUGCUCGCAAGGGAAAGAAUUAAGUACAAGUUGACGUACCUUCUUUAGCCAAGCAAAAUGUCUUCAUCACUCAUGGACAUACUGUAACCUACCUUUUAUUGACUGUGAUAGCCGCGCAGUUUUGUUUCUUUUUGAAAACUUGUUAUUGUUGUGCACAGGUGCACACAUUGCUCACCCUUAGUACCAUCUCGCUAUUGUGAAGUACUGUUCAUUGUUUUGUCUUCUUCUGUUCAGGUCAGGUCAUCUAAAUCUGCCGUACUAUUGAGCCGCGCUGUGCUCUUUUUUUCUUUUUUGUCUUAAAUUGGUGUUUGCAGGCAGUGUCAGUACUGGCUGACAUCAACUCACUACUUACACUUCGAUUUUUGUAGCAACGAUUUCUCGGCUUGCUAUCUGAUCUGCAGGCAUAUAAAAUAGAAAACCGAAGGAACCCAAUAUCGGUAUACACAGAAAAGCGAAAUCAGCAUCAGGUGACAUUAUCAGUAGCAUCGUACUUAAGGCCUAAAGAAUAGCUGUAGCACAAUCAGGAACAGACAAACCGUGCAAUGGAGCCUUCUGGCUUACGUUCAGCCAUAUACCAGAACAAAGUCAUCCACAGAAAUAAGAUGUCCACCAUCAUGUGUGGUCAGCCACAAACCUGAAGACUACCUGCAAAUGCCUUUCCAUUGAAAAGAGGAGGGAUUGCUUUCUCUGAAUCUCACUAUAAUGCCAGCAUGCAUCCUGAUAUGUAGGAAGGUGUUUUUCUUGAGAAGGUCAUUAUCACAUGUUCAUAAAAACAUCGGGAAUGCUAUACUCAUUUGGCAUUUGACACAUAAAGCUUGUGGCUUCUUUAACGUUUUAUUAUUUCGAUUUUAUCAGAUAGUGUGUGCUAUCGCCUCACAUAGUAUUUCACAUUAGCCUGGUGUACAGAGCGACAUAUCUGUGAUAACCUACCCCAUUUUAGUGUUUCAUACGUCAUUUUCAGUCAGAGUGCAAAUGUAGGCAUAAUAACUGUCAAUGAGUGAAGUUGCCUAAUUGAGCCAGUGUGUUAUAUACUCAAGAGAAAGAAAAAAAGUGUCUAAUAAUAUAUGUUUCAAGACUAAGUUUUUGUAAGUCUAUAUAGGUCGAACACAUUCAUCUGAAAUCUCCAGCCCCUCGAAGAAAGCAGUUGUGUCAGCUCCGUCAUGCAUGCUAAGAUGAUACAGGUUGGGACAAAAGUUUACGGAACACGCGAGCGGCGUAUUUUUUCGUCGGUACGACACCCUAGCGGCUGGCGGAAGCGGGUGAGUUCAUUGCUUCGGAGGGGUGCAAGCGUGCGAUGCCAGAGACACAGCGGUAGUUCCGGUAUCGCCUGGUUGUGUUUGGGAAGUGGAAGCUACCGCUGUGUGUCGCUAACAGCGUACCCUUCCACCCCUCCGAAACAGUGAACUCACCC